AUGUCUCCGUCAGUCUCAUCAAACGCAGCAGGUCCCUCAGGCCACGCAACCAUCCCCGCUCUCCACUUGCGAGAUGCACGAGAUGCCCACGUCAUCUUCGAGGCAGUCAGGCUCAACAUCCUGCCUCUCAUUACGAGACGGCUCACAGCGACCGAGCGCGACCAGUUGUCCUCUGGUAACGUGUUCGUUUGGGAAGAGGCAGAGCACAAGCAGGGUGCGUUACCUCGACCUCCAUCCCUCAACGGUUCGUCAACGGGUUGUCCUCUAGGUGGGCUGGAGAGGUGGACAGAUGGGAGGAGAUGGUCACAGAGCAGGAUGCGCGGAGAUUACCUCUUUUAUGAGGAGAAGAUAGAGACAACACCCGAGGAGAAGGCUGCCAAGGCAGCACGUCGGGCACGCAGGACGCUAGACCCGUUUAGCUAUCAGCCAGCACCUACGCGACAGGAUCGCCCAUCCAAGCCUGAUGGCUUGACGAAACAGACGUACUCGACGCACGUCUACACGCACCCUAGCGAGCCGAGGAAAUGGCAUAUUGUAGCAUACUUUUGUGGCGAUGACUACCAACGUCUUCCCGUCGUGGAACAUUACGACUAUCUGAGGAAGAUCCGGAUUCCAGAGGGCGUAUUUUCGUCUCCGCGUGGCAACCCGGCCAAGAUCACUCGUAUGCUGACAGUCCCCGACGAACGUUCUCGUCACGACGGCGAUUGGUCCAAGAGCUCCUGGUCGCCUCAGUCGCCCUCGAGCAACGGUGCGCUCUCGCCCAUCGAGAGACCGGAGUCUUCAUCGUCCUCGUCAUCCUCAUCCACGACCCUGAGCACGUCAAGCGAUACCACUGUCUUCCGCCACGGAGACACCGACGUCGGCCAUUUGCUGCCGCGUCUCUCGAAUAUAGUCCCAAUACAUCCCCUCAGCCCCUCCAUCUCUCAUACCCACUCUCAGUCAUCGCAGUCCUCUGGUUAUGCUGCACUCACGACCGAAGACCGUCGUGCUUUGAGCAGUUUCCGUGUUGUCCUAUAAUUAUACUCGAGUUAUUUGUCGUUCGGACCCUUCAGUACUUCCUCGUAGACUCGGCGUUCUCUUCGGUCGGAUGUAACUCUCGGGCCCCCCUGUUGUACUGGUAAUGGAAAUGGCUUGCACAUCGGAACGCUGUCUUGAGUCUGAACGCAAUAGGUUCUGAGGGAGGACUGUAGUCCGGUUCUGGAAGCAGCGAUGACGACGACUCGGGACCGGCGGGACGGAUCGAUCUGGUAUACCCCGGGUCUGCAUCGCAUUUGCUCAGCCAUCAGUUCCUCCGCCAGGCUGUCGGUUGACUUUAAUUGACCGUGUCCGCUAGUAUGGGCUGGCAGUUGCAAAGAGUCACCGGCGCGAUGGCG
Fomitopsis serialis is the source of this 1373-nucleotide messenger RNA. RefSeq lists its product as uncharacterized. The transcript is spliced from 5 exons. Gene Ontology annotation, molecular function: DNA binding. NCBI's taxonomy places the organism in Eukaryota, Fungi, Basidiomycota, Agaricomycetes, Polyporales, Fomitopsidaceae. The coding region runs from base 1 to 1017 and encodes 338 amino acids. The record is from RefSeq and is a predicted model, not a curated record.